AGUAAUACAGUGAAAAAGAUUAGAAAUCGCACACAACUUUUACACAACACACCUUUACACACAAACACGUCUCAUAAUAAACAGAGGGUUUAAGGAUUUAAUGUUGUGUGGUUCUGUGUGUAUACAGUAUGUGUGUAUGUUAGUGGAGGGCAGGAUAUAGAUCGCCUGUACAGUACCAUAAGUUUCCCUAUCUGAGGACACCCUACCUUAACCGUUGAGAUACCCUACCCUAAGACCUGUCUCUCUCUCUGUCUGCCUGUCUGUCCUCCAGGUUGAGGACCAUGGUCCUCCCUCAGCUCCUCCUCCUGCUGCUCCUCCUCGGCCCCGCCCCCCCGGCGGCGUGCGGGCGCGUCCCCGAUGAUGUCAUAACCCGGGUGGAGCUGCGGGGGGCGCCCCUCAGCCACCUGCUGCUGGACCCGCGCUCCGGCCAGCUGUACGUGGGCGGAGUCGACCACCUGCACCACCUCAGCCCCACCCUGCUGCCCCUCAGCCACGCCCCCACCGGACCCCGCCUGGACUCCCCCGACUGCCUGCCCCCCAUCCUGGCCCAGGACUGCCCCGCCGCCCGGCUCACGGCCAAUCACAACCAGCUGCUGCUGCUCGACCAAUGGGAGACGGGGGGAGACGGGGGAGGAGGGGGGAGGGGGGAGGAGAGAGGGCUCAUCGUCUGUGGGUCUGUCCUCCAGGGAAUCUGCGACCGCAGGAGCCUGGCCAACGUGUCGGAGCUGCUCUACGCGACCUCCGACCCCGUGGACACGCCAGUACGGUCGCCGCCAACGACCCCGCGCGUCGCCACGGUGGCCGUCGUCAUAACGACCCGCCAGCAGACAGGAACCGGCGGCCGGCUGCGGCUGAUGCUGGUGGGGCGGGGCUACACAGCCGCGGCCCCCGGGGACGUGCCGCCCGUCACGGCCCGCCGCCUGGCGCCGACGCCGCCCCCCCGCCUGGCCUUCUCCCAGGAGGAGGAGCUCGGCAAGCUGGUGGUGGGCAGCUACUCCGAGUACAACAACCGCUUCGUGUACGCCUUCCGGCACGGCGCCCACCACGCGCACUACUUCCUGCUGGCGCGCCGCGACACGCGGCACCGGAAGGAGUACCUCAGCUCGUGGGCGCGGCUGUGCGUGUCCGACCGCGGCUUCUACUCCUACGUGGAGCUGCCGCUGCUCUGCAAGGGGGGUUACAACCUGGCGCGGGGGGCGCGGCUGGCCCCCGACCUGGCCCGCCCCGCCCUCUUCGUCACCAUGGCGAAGGGGCAGGCCUCGACGCCGGUGGCGACGGACCACUCGGCGCUCUGCGUCUACGGCAUGGCGGAGCUGGACGAGAUGCUGAGCCGCACGCAGGAAGUGUGCUACUCGCAGGAAGGAAGGGGGAGCAGCGGGCUGGAGGAGGCGUACAUCGAGUACGCCGUGUCCUCGGUGUGUCUCCGCCCUCCAGCGGGUUCUGUAUCUGAGUACCCCUGCGGGGGGGAGCACACCCCCAGCCCCAUUGCCAGCUCUAUCCCUCUUCCGGCCACGCCUACCAUUACCAUGACAACACAGUUGACAGCCAUCACCACGGCAACGGAGGCGGGCCACACUAUAGCACUGCUAGGAGACAAAGAGGGAAAUCUACACAAGGUCCUAGUGGGUUCUGAUUGGUCAGGCAAGCUGUAUGACAGUGUUCAAGUGGACCAGGGUUCUGAAGUCAGAGAGCUCCUAUUGGACAGAACCCGAGAGCAUGCCUACGUCCUCACCUCCAGCAAGGUGUCAAGACUCCCUGUGGCGUGGUGUGAGAGACAGACAGGCUGUCAGGCCUGUCUGUCUCUCAGGGACCCCUACUGUGGCUGGUGUGUUCUGGAGGGAAAGUGCUCUCGACAGCAUGAGUGCUCGCGCAACUCGUCCAACCAUUGGCUCUGGAGCUUCGAAACGACCAAUCAAUGUGUGUCCAUUCAGAAGGUGGAGCCAGCCAAUCACAGCAGAGAUGAGCGAGUACAGGUAACGCUGACCGUAGCCCACCUCCCCACCCUCUCGGAGCAAGACGCGUUGUCCUGCGCCUUUGGGCUCCUCCCACGACAGCAGACAGUCGUCACGGGUACCACUAUCAACUGUCAAUCACCCUCACCAGAACUCCUCCCAGCACGACCUACAGGAAGUGAUCACCUGACCCUGCCCGUGUCUCUGAUGUUCGGUCAUGUGACCAUCGCCUCCACCCACAUGACCUUCUACGACUGUGGCGCCGUAGGGCAGCUCAACACCAGCUCCCCGUGCAUGGCGUGUGUAUCCAGUGUGUGGGAGUGUAACUGGUGUCCUCUGGACCAGACCUGCUCCUCUGACCCCAGCUGUCAGCACGCCCUGCACAACCACAAGGUGCAGCCCGGGUCUGUGGCGUCCUGUCCGGUCAUCGUGUCUCUGCUGAGCUCCGCCCUCGUCCCGACCGCCUUCCCCACCGCCCUGAGCCUGUUGGGCCGCAACCUGGACCUCUUCCCUGGGGAGGCUGACUAUGUGUGUGUGGUCGUCAUAGAAGGAUUUCCGUUUUAUCUCAACGCUACAGUGGAGAAAACAGAUGACCCACACGCACACAUCUUCACCUGUAGUCCACAUCAGUUCCAGUUCUCCAUCAAACAGUUGGAGUAUUCUGCUCCAGUUUAUCUGAAGAGAAACGAGGUCCGCAUCGACACUCUGCCUACCCUGUCUUUCAGGCUUUAUGACUGCUCAGCCGGCCAAUCAGAUUGCUCCCAGUGCCGGGCGGUGCCUGAGGCCUAUGGGUGUGUCUGGUGCACAGGAUCGGAGUCCUCUUCCUGCGCCUUCAACCAAUCCUGUGCUGGCAUCCCAGCUGACACUUGCCCGCCCCCACACAUCACAGAGGUGGUCCCGGUCUCCGGUCCCUUGGAGGGGGGGGUCCUGGUGACCAUCUGGGGGUCUAACCUUGGGGUCCGGCCCCAGGACCUGGAGGGGGGGGUCAGCGUGGUGGGGGAACCCUGCACCCCCAAACCGGACAAGUACCUCAUCUCUACCAGGAUUGUGUGUGAGUUACAGCCUGCUGUCGGGCCGAAGGAGGGUCCAGUCCUGGUUACUGUGGGAACACAUCGUCCUGGAAGAUCAAGCCAACUUUUCACUUACCGGGACCCCCAGGUCGUGGCGGUGGUCCCCUCUCAGGGUCCGGUCUCUGGGGGGACUCUGUUGACCAUCCAGGGCCAGCGGCUGCUCACCGGACUGACCUCCGACCUCACGGCCUACGUGGGCCUGCAGCCCUGCUCUCUGGUGGAGCAGGUGAGUGACAGCCGUCUGGUGUGUCGGACGGGGCCCAGCGAGGGGUCAGCUGACGUCCCGGUGCGGAUCGUGAUUGGUCGGUCUGAGAGAACCGUAGCCGACGCCCUCUACCGUUACCUCGACGACCCGGUGAUCACCGACGCCUCGCCAUCAGAGAGCUUCUAUGAGGGAGGGCGGGUCAUACAGGUGAUUGGCAGCAGUCUCGAUGUAGUCCAGCAGCCAAUCAUUUGUGUUGGGGUGGAGCCUCUACCGGGCCAGCGUGUCAAACGGACGAGCCGAUUGGCUUUCCUGACCGCCAAGCAGCAGGUCUUCAACGGCAGCACGACGGUGGUCACGGGGUCGUGCAGGGUCGUGACCUCUAGGCAGAUGGAGUGUGUGACCCCCAGGUUGAGUCCGGAGGUCAGGGUCACUGGGGUUUGGUUCCAGAUGGACAACGUCCAGAUCCACUACCACUCCAUCAAGGGUCAGGUCUUCUCCUAUCACCCCAACCCAGAGCUCUUCGUUCUGAACAGAGAAACUCCGGACGUUCCGUACCGCUUCAAACCCGGGGGGGUCAUCGCUAUUCAGGGCGUGGGCCUGACCCGGGCCGUGUCGCGGGGGGAGGUGGUGGUCCGGCUGGGUGAUGAGGAGUGUGAGGUGAAGACUCUGGACGACACGCAUCUGUACUGCGAACCCCCAGAGGAGCAACCCAGCAGCCUGACCGCCCUGGACCUGCCCAGCCUCACGGUGGGGCUGGGGAACCUGCAGGUGGAUCUCGGCGUGGUCCAGUAUGACUCUUCUCUCUCUCCCAUCCCAUUGGCUGCUCAGCUGGGGCUGGGGGCGGGAGCUGCUGUAGUCGUCCUAUCAGUGUUGGUCGUCAUUCUCAUGUACAGGAGGAAGAGUAAACAGGCUCUGAGGGAUUAUAAGAAGGUUCUGCUUCAGUUGGAAACUCUGGAGAUCAACGUUGGAGAUCAGUGCCGAAAAGAGUUUACUGACCUGAUGACGGACAUGACGGACCUCACCGAUGUGGGCGGGCCUUCCCUGCCCCUGUUGGACUUCCAGAGCUACGCCCAGCGCGUCUUCUUCCCCGGCCAGCAGGGGGCGCUGCUCAGCCAGAAGCUGGACGUCCCAGAGACCCGCAGAGCGGCCGUGGAGCAAGGGCUGAGUGGGCUGCACAAACUGCUGAACAACAAGGCCUUCCUCAUUAAGUUCAUCCACACCCUGGAGGCCCAGCAGGGCUUCUCCCAGAGGGACCGCGGCUACGUGGCCAGCCUGCUCACCGUGGCGCUCCACGACAAGCUGGAGUACUUCACGGAGGUGAUGAAGACUCUGCUGCAGCACCUCGUCCUGCAGUACGCCUCCAAGAACCCCAAGCUCAUGCUGCGACGGACCGAGACGGUCGUAGAGAAGAUGUUGACCAACUGGAUGUCAAUCUGUCUCUACUCCUUCCUCAAGGAGGUGGCGGGGGAGCCUCUCUACAUGCUCUUCAGAGCCAUCAAGUACCAGGUGGACAAGGGCCCCGUGGACGCCGUGACCGGCAGGGCCAAACGCACGCUGAACGACAGCCACCUGCUGAGAGAGGACAUCGACUACCGCCCCAUGACUCUCUCAGUGUUGGUGAAGAACGAUGAGGACGUCCAGCCCUGUCCUGUUAGAGUGCUGGACACUGACACCAUCACCCAGGUGAAGGAGAAGAUCCUGGACCAGACGUAUAAAGGAGCAGCCUUCUCCCAGAGACCGAGUGCCCAUGCCCUGGACCUAGAGUGGCGGUCUGGCCAGGCAGGUCACCUGACCCUCUCAGAUGACGACGUCACCGCUAUUGUUCAAGGUCGCUGGAAAAAACUCAACACCCUUCAACACUACAAGGUCCCUGACGGAGCCACGGUGGCCCUGAUCCCCGCCUCCCAGGCCUCCACCAAGGGGAGCGUCCACCAGGUCUACCAAACCGCCGAGAAGACGCCCAUCCUGGAGGAGGAGGAGGAGGUGCGCCUCUGGCACCUGGUGAAGAGCAGCGAGGAGCCGGACGCACCGAGGAGGAGCAGCAUGAGGGAGAGGGAGCGGGCGAAGGCCAUCCCGGAGAUCUACCUCACCAGGCUGCUCUCUAUGAAGGGAACGCUGCAGAAGUUCGUCGACGAUGUGUUCGUAGCGAUACUGAACACCAAGCGGCCUCCGCCCAUCGCCGUCCGCUUCUUCUUUGACUUCCUGGAUGACAUGGCGGAGAAGCACGCCAUCGACGACCCGGAGACGGUCCACAUCUGGAAGACCAACAGUCUUCCUCUGAGGUUCUGGGUUAACAUCCUGAAGAACCCCCAGUUCGUGUUCGACGUCCAGGUGACGGACAGCAUCGACGCCGUCCUGUCAGUCAUCGCCCAGACGUUCAUAGACUCCUGCACCACGUCCGAGCACAAAGUGGGCCGGGAUUCCCCCGUUAAUAAACUGCUCUACGCGCGGGAAAUCCCCCGAUACAAACAAAUGGUGGAGCGUUAUUACAGCGACAUUCACAGUGCAGCUUCUGGCUGUUACCAGGAGAUGAACUCCACCCUCACAGGACUAUCAGGGAGUUUUGCAUCAGAGAUGAGCAGUCUUGUGGCGCUUCAUGAACUCUACAAGUACAUCAAUAAAUACUACGACCAGGUGAUGUCCUCUCUUGAUGAGGACAGCGGAGGUCAGAAGAUGCAGUUAGCCUACAGACUACAGCAGGUCGCAGCCCUACUGGAGAACAAGGUCACUGACCUCUGAUCAGCCUACUGAAAACAAGGUCACUGACCUCUGACCUCUCUGAUCAGCCUGCUAAGGUUCUUCUGAUUACAUUGGGUGACCUUCACCAAGGUUGAACUCUGACCCUCAACAGACCCAUAAUUCUGAUUGGUCAACAAACAACCAAUUAAAAUCUGCUAUUUUCUGUGAGGAAGGGGGAUUGCUAGUAUUAUAACGACAUUCUCCUGAAAUACAACCAUUACUACAUAAUCCUGAAACACUAAGACUACUACUUACUACUAAAAUACUAGUACCAGCACUACUUACUCCAGAAAUACGAGUAUAAUUACUACUACUACUUGCUACAAAAAUGGUAGUACUAAUGCUAUGUACUCCUGAAUCUAGUAGAAUUACUACGACUACUACUACAACUACUUACUACUAAAAUAUUAGCAUUUCUACUACGUACUCCUGAAAUACUUGUGGUGUACUACUCAGUACUCCUAAAAUACUUGUGCUAAUGGGAUGUACUCCAGAAAAACUACUGCCAAUACUACGUACUACUGAGAUACUAGUACUACAUUGACAUACUCCAAAAUUACUACUGCCACGUGCCAAGUUUAUUAAGGUACCACUCAUUGAAUACUGCUACAGCACUGCAGUUUAUUCAGAUUCCGUACUACUAGUAGACUAGCAGACUAGUAGUUUAUAUAUUUCAUUGACUUGAGACAAUCGAAUCGAAGUCAGGGCUGCUGUGAAAAAUCUCCCAGAAGUCCUUGUUGCAGGGUCAUGUUUUCUAUGAUCGUAGAUUUCGACAUUUUUCUAAGAUCGUAGACUUGGACAGUUUUCUAAGAUUGUAGACUUGGACAAUUUUCUAAGAUCAUAGAAUUUGACAUUUUUCUAAGAUCAUAGAAUUUGCCCGUUUUCUAAGAUCGUCGACUCUGACAGUUUUCUAUGAAAGUAGACUUGGACAGUUUUCUAAGAUAGUAGACUUUGACUGUUAUUUUUAAGGUUAGGGCUGGAGAUACAUCCAGUAUUUUAUGAUAAUGUUUACUGACGUGUGAAAAAUCUCCAGACAAAAGGGAACAUUUAGCAAUAUGCUAGUAAGAAGGUAGGCCCCCAACUCAAUGUGAGAAAGGAGAGUAAAUGAUUGCGUGUAAAUUAUUUAUUCUUAGGAAAUCACACAUGUGCCUUUUUCUUUCAUUACCAACUCAUUACUGAAUUUUCAGUAUUCUGCCUGACUGCCUGUCUGUCUUCCUGCCUGUAGAUCUGUCAGCCUGUACGCUGUGAACUGCAAUUAUAUCCCUCUCAUCCAGACUGUGUGUGUGUGUGUGUGUGUGUGUGUGUGUGUGUGUGUGUGUGUGUGUGUGUGUGUGUGUGUGUGUGUGUGUGUGUGUGUGUGUGUGUGUGUGUGUGUGUGUGUGUGUGUGUGUGUUUGUGGGGUGGGGGUGGGUGUUUGGGCGGAUGGAUGUGUUAACUGGGGUGAACUAAUUUUGUGCGUUGAGCUUUGUGGAUUCCAAUUCCUGUGUUCUACUUCCUGUGUUCUACUUACGGUUUCCUACUUCCUGUGUUAUACUUCCUGUUUCCUACUUCCUCUGUUCUACUUACGGUUUUCUACUUCCUGUGUUCCACUUCUAACUUUCAGUACUUUACCUGCACAUUCUUUACCUGCCUGUAGUUUAAAGAUAUAACUCUAUACCUUCAUGAAUAUAUAACUGUAUAUUCUAGUUUAACGAUAUAACUAUAUAUCGUUAUACUAUAGAGCGAUAUAGAGGAAGAGAUCUGACCUCUAUAUGGCUCUAUAGUAUAACGAUAUGACUCUAUAUCUUAGACUAUAGAGCGAUGUAGUGGUAGGAUCUCGGCCCCUAUAUCCUAUAUAAAGAGGUCCUACCAGACAGCAUCUUGAUAUCUUCCUGUUGUUAAGCCGUUCUCUAUUUGCAUGGUCAACAUUACGUUGCUAUCAACAUUUAUUUUCCCUUUUGGAUCCAAUAGAUGACAGUAGUAUAUACCAGUUUGUAUAUACUGUAACUGUAGUAGAUUCCAGUACAUAAAUACUGUAGUACAUACCAGUAUGUAUACCAGUAAGAGAGAUACAGAGCGAGAGGGAGGUUGGAUUGUGAGAGAGAGAGAGAGAGAGAGAGAGAGAGAGAGAGAGAGAGAGAGAGAGAGAGAGAGAGAGAGAGAGAGAGAGAGAGAGAGAGAGAGAGAGAGAGAGAGAGAGAGAGAGAGAGAGAGAGAGAGAGAGAGAGAGAAGGGGUGGGGGGCUGUAAAGACUGCAUGGAGAUAGGUUAUUCAGACCUUCUCCAGUCAGAAGGCCAUUUUUUUAUUUAAUGUUUUGCAAGGGAAUACUUUUUUAAUGUCAUUUGCCUUGAACAGUUCAGUGUUUUUUAUGGUUAUUGUGUAAAGCUUGCUAGCAUGGUGUGGAUAUUGUAAAUAGCUGUUGUAUAGUAAGAAUAAACGUUUGAAUAUGUUUCUCUUUUUUCUUCCAUGAAAAUGUUUACAAUUCGAAGAUCCAAUGAAUAAAAUUCUAAUUUUAAAAUCUC
Gadus macrocephalus (Pacific cod) is the source of this 8467-nucleotide messenger RNA. RefSeq names its product plexin B3 (gene plxnb3). Gene Ontology annotation, biological process: regulation of cell shape; negative regulation of cell migration; negative regulation of cell adhesion. Lineage: Eukaryota; Metazoa; Chordata; Actinopteri; Gadiformes; Gadidae. Gene Ontology annotation, cellular component: semaphorin receptor complex. The record is from RefSeq and is a predicted model, not a curated record. Gene Ontology annotation, molecular function: protein binding; semaphorin receptor activity.